This is a messenger RNA of Carlito syrichta (Philippine tarsier), 5475 nucleotides long. RefSeq names its product diaphanous related formin 1 (gene DIAPH1). NCBI's taxonomy places the organism in Eukaryota, Metazoa, Chordata, Mammalia, Primates, Tarsiidae. Gene Ontology annotation, biological process: actin filament polymerization; actin cytoskeleton organization. Gene Ontology annotation, cellular component: cytoplasm; actin filament. The transcript is spliced from 27 exons. The record is from RefSeq and is a predicted model, not a curated record. Bases 10 to 3723 code for a protein of 1237 amino acids. Gene Ontology annotation, molecular function: small GTPase binding; actin binding; microtubule binding.
AAGCGGCUCAUGGCAGAUGAGCUGGAGAGACUUACCAGCAUGAGAAUUAAGAAGGAGAAGGAAAAGCCCAAUUCUGCUCAUAGAAAUUCUUCUGCAUCAUAUGGGGAUGAUCCCACAGCACAGUCAUUGCAAGAUGUUUCCGAUGAGCAAGUUCUAGUUCUCUUUGAACAGAUGCUGCUGGAUAUGAACCUGAAUGAGGAGAAGCAACAACCUUUGAGGGAGAAGGACAUCAUAAUCAAGAGGGAAAUGGUGUCCCAAUACUUGCACACCUCUAAGGCUGGCAUGAACCAAAAGGAGAGCUCUAGGUCUGCCAUGAUGUACAUUCAGGAGUUGAGAUCAGGCUUGCGGGAUAUGCCUCUGCUCAGCUGUCUGGAGUCCCUUCGUGUCUCUCUGAAUAACAACCCUGUCAGUUGGGUGCAGACAUUUGGUGCUGAAGGCCUGGCUUCCUUAUUAGAUAUCCUUAAACGACUUCAUGAUGAGAAAGAAGAGACUGCUGGAAGCUACGAUAGCCGAAACAAGCAUGAGAUCAUUCGCUGCUUGAAAGCUUUUAUGAACAACAAGUUUGGAAUCAAGACCAUGUUGGAGACAGAAGAAGGAAUCCUACUACUGGUCAGAGCUAUGGAUCCUGCUGUUCCCAGCAUGAUGAUUGAUGCAGCUAAGCUGCUUUCUGCUCUUUGUAUUCUACCACAGCCAGAAGACAUGAAUGAAAGGGUUUUGGAGGCAAUGACAGAAAGAGCUGAGAUGGAUGAGAUGGAACGUUUCCAACCACUGCUGGAUGGAUUAAAAAGUGGGACCUCCAUUGCACUCAAGGUGGGAUGCCUACAGCUGAUCAAUGCUCUCAUCACACCAGCUGAAGAACUUGACUUCCGAGUUCACAUCCGAAGUGAACUGAUGCGCUUGGGACUACAUCAGGUGUUACAGGACCUUCGAGAGAUUGAAAAUGAUGAUAUGAGAGUACAACUAAAUGUGUUUGAUGAACAAGGGGAGGAGGAUUCCUAUGACCUGAAGGGACGACUGGAUGACAUUCGCAUGGAGAUGGAUGACUUUAGUGAAGUCUUUCAGAUUCUCUUAAACACAGUGAAGGAUUCAAAGGCAGAGCCACACUUCUUGUCCAUCCUGCAGCACCUACUGUUGGUCCGAAAUGACUAUGAGGCCAGACCACAAUACUAUAAGUUGAUUGAAGAAUGUAUUUCCCAGAUAAUUCUGCACAAGAAUGGGGCUGAUCCUGACUUCAAGUGCCGGCACCUCCAGAUUGAUAUUGAGGGAUUGAUUGAUCAAAUGAUUGAUAAAACAAAAGUGGAGAAAUCUGAAGCCAGAGCUACAGAGCUGGAAAAAAAGCUGGACUCAGAGUUAACAGCCCGACAUGAGCUACAGGUGGAAAUGAAAAAGAUGGAAAGUGACUUUGAGCAGAAGCUUCAGGAUCUUCAGGGAGAAAAAGAUGCAUUGGAUUCUGAAAAGCAACAGAUUGCCACAGAGAAACAGGAUCUGAAAGUGGAGGUGUCCCAGCUCACAGGAGAGGUUGCCAAGCUGUCAAAGGAACUGGAAGAUGCCAAGAAAAAGAUGGCUUCCCUCUCUGCAGCAGUUGUUGCUGUAGCCCCUGUUUCUAGUAGUGCUACUGUUCCCCCUGCCCCUCCCUUACCUGGUGACUCUGGCACUGUCAUUCCAUCACCACCUCCCCCUCUUUUACCAGGGGAGGGUAGCAUACCACCCCCACCUCCUCCUCCACCACCUCCCCCUCCUUUGCUUGGAGCUACUGCCAUUCCUCCACCCCCUCCUUUACCUGGGAGUGCUGCUAUUCCCCCUCCUCCCCCUUUGCUUGUGGGUGGUAUUCCUCCACCACCUCCUUUGUCUGGAGGUAUUGCCAUCCCCCCACCACCUCCUUUGCCUGGAAGUAUUGCUGUCCCCCCACCACCUCCUUUGCCUGGAAGUAUUGCUGUCCCCCCACCACCUCCUUUGCCUGGAAAUAUUGCUGUCCCCCCCCCACCUCCUUUGCCUGGGGAUGCUGGAAUCCCCCCACCCCCCCCUCCUUUGCCUGGAGGGCCAGGAAUGCCCCCUCCCCCUCUUCUUGGUGGUCCUGGAAUCCCUCCACCCCCUCCAUUUCCUGGAGGCCCUGGCAUUCCUCCACCUCCACCUGGAAUGGGUAUGCCUCCACCUCCCCCCUUUGGAUUUGGAGUUCCUGCAGCCCCAGUUCUGCCAUUUGGGUUAACCCCCAAAAAACUUUAUAAGCCAGAAGUACAGCUCCGGAGGCCAAAUUGGUCCAAGUUUGUUGCUGAGGACCUUUCCCAGGACUGCUUCUGGACAAAAGUGAAGGAAGACCGCUUUGAGAACAAUGACCUUUUCACCAAACUUAACCUUACCUUCUCUGCCCAGACCAAGACUUCCAAAGCCAAGAAGGAUCAGGAAGGUGGAGAAGAAAAGAAAUCUGUGCAAAAGAAAAAAGUAAAAGAGUUAAAGGUGUUGGAUUCAAAGACGGCCCAGAAUCUCUCAAUCUUCUUGGGUUCCUUCCGCAUGCCCUAUCAGGAGAUUAAGAAUGUCAUCCUGGAGGUGAAUGAGGCUGUUCUGACUGAGUCUAUGAUCCAGAACCUCAUUAAGCAGAUGCCAGAGCCAGAGCAGUUAAAAAUGCUUUCUGAACUGAAGGAUGAAUAUGAUGAUCUGGCUGAGUCAGAGCAGUUUGGCGUGGUGAUGGGCACCGUGCCCCGAUUGCGGCCUCGCCUCAAUGCCAUCCUCUUCAAGCUACAAUUCAGUGAACAGGUGGAGAAUAUCAAACCAGAGAUUGUGUCUGUUACUGCUGCAUGUGAGGAAUUACACAAGAGUGAGAGCUUUUCCAGCCUCUUAGAGAUUACCUUGCUUGUUGGAAACUAUAUGAAUGCUGGCUCCAGGAAUGCUGGUGCUUUUGGCUUCAAUAUCAGCUUUCUCUGUAAGCUUCGAGACACCAAGUCCACAGAUCAGAAGAUGACGUUGUUGCACUUCUUGGCUGAGUUGUGUGAGAAUGACUAUCCUGAUGUCCUCAAGUUUCCAGAUGAGCUUGCCCAUGUGGAGAAGGCCAGCCGAGUGUCUGCUGAAAACUUGCAAAAGAACCUAGAUCAGAUGAAGAAACAGAUUUCUGAUAUGGAACGUGAUGUUCAGAAUUUCCCAGCUGCCACAGAUGAAAAAGACAAGUUUGUUGAAAAAAUGACUAGCUUUGUGAAAGAUGCACAGGAGCAAUACAACAAGCUGCAAAUGAUGCACUCCAACAUGGAGACCCUCUACAAGGAACUCGGCGAGUACUUCCUCUUUGACCCCAAGAAGUUAUCUGUGGAAGAAUUCUUCAUGGAUCUGCACAACUUCAGGAAUAUGUUUUUGCAAGCAGUCAAGGAGAAUCAGAAGCGACGGGAGACAGAGGAAAAGAUGCGGCGAGCAAAACUAGCCAAGGAGAAGGCAGAGAAGGAGCGGCUCGAGAAGCAGCAGAAGAGAGAGCAGCUCAUAGACAUGAAUGCAGAGGGUGAUGAGACAGGUGUGAUGGACAGUCUUCUAGAAGCUCUGCAGUCAGGGGCAGCGUUUCGACGGAAGAGAGGGCCCCGUCAAGCCAACAGGAAGGCCGGGUGUGCAGUCACAUCUCUGCUAGCUUCAGAGCUGACCAAGGAUGAUGCCAUGACUGCUGUUCCUGCCAAGGUGCCCAAGACCAGUGAGGCAGUCCCCACAAUCCUUGAGGAAGCCAAGGAGUUGGUUGGCCGUGCAAGCUGAGCUAGCUCCUAAGGCCACCGCAGCUCCUCAGAGGAGCCCCAGACUGUCCUGCCCUGCAGCAUGUGCCUGAAGGCUCCAGGGGGAAGUCCUCUGGUGGCCACUCCCACUCCCCUGACCCUGUCUCUCUCUCUGGCCUGCUGCUCUGAACAUCACUUACAGCUUCAGCUGCCUGGAGGCCAGGAGGAAAGGGCAGUGUGGGCAGGCCUGGGCCCGGCCCAGCCAGCCCUGGCUGUUGUGUUACCAAAGCAGGGUCCGUGUCUGCUGCCUUAACCCUGUCCGCGCUCUGGUCUCAGGCCAGGCCCAGCUUGCUUCCUAGCCCUGACUUACUAGUGGGCUUUCCCCUGGGUCAGUCUUGCUGGAUUCAUGCUUUUCUUUUGUGGUUUCUCUGGCCCUGAGAACAGCAUGGGGCUUGUGAGCCUUUGGGCCAGAUCCUUCAUUGCUGUCACCUCCACUCUUCCCUUCCCUCUCCUGGCUAUUAUUUAUUACUAGUGGUGUGUGGCAUUGGGGGCUGCACCUUCGGAAGUGAGGAGCAAACUCCACCUUCCUGGGAAAGGGCUCCCGAAACAAAAAGGGUCUGGACCACUUACCUAUUCUGCUAACCCAGGUCAGAGCUGUGGGCAGGCAGAUCUUAGCGACAGUGUGGGGCCUGCCCAGCCUACUGCCACACGGCGUGUCCUGCCUCUCGGGACCCUCUGCACCAGCCCAGACUCCUGAGCCAAGGUCUCUUCUCACGCCUUCCCCAGAGCUUUGGUGCAUCUCAUCUGGACCAUGGGCUGUAUUGUGACCAUCCCAGUACCUCCCUCUCUGUCUCCAAGGAAACGGGAGGUGUGGAGCCUCCUGGCUGAGAAAUUGUUUUGCAAAUGGAUCUAUUUUUGUAUGAAAAAAAAUUUUUUUAAAGAAAACUCUUCCUUCUCCCUUUCUCCUCCAUAAUGUGAGAGGCUUUGAGGGCAGUUCCAGAGUUCCCAGGGUUUUUCCACACGACCCUCAAUCCUAAACAUGGCCCUUGGACCUUCUGGACCCCUGAGACCAAGGCAGACCUUCUCUCCCACAGGACCUGGGGCAGGAGGAACCUCUUCUCUGGUUGAGUGACCCAGAGCUAAGAGUAGCGAGAGCACUAGGACCACAGAGUUUUUAUAACUGUAAUAAAUGUACCAAGCCAAAUGUGCACAUGCUGAUGGGACUCUCUGGGAGUGGGCACAGGAAGUGCCCUCGCACACUGUACCCCGCUCUGUUCUGAACAGUGGGUAGGCCAAACUGUUGAGUGGCCCUAACCACAGGGAGCUCGGAGGACACUUCUGCCCUCCUUUGUGCCCCUUUCAACUUUCCAUCCCCAGCUAGGGAGUAAGAAUGGCACUGUUAGGGCUGAGCCCAGAACUCUAGCUGUUAGUGCAAGUGGAGCUUCAGAAACUUAAGGGCGGGCAGUACAGGGAGGCCUCACUGCCAGAAGGGAGGGUUGGUUGCUAGCGCCUGUGUAAGAAGGGCAGCGGCAGCUCCUUUGAGCUAUUCCCAGGAAGGCCGGUGGUGCAGGGGUCUUCAGCUCGCCUGGGUCGCCUUCUUCCUGCUCGCUGACAUCUGGGGCUUUGGCCUUUUCUUUUUUUAAUCUACUUUUGCUAAGACGCAUUUAAUAAAAAAGGGGGGGGGGAACAAAAUGCAAACCUAUUUCCCCACCUCUUGGGCUUCUGGGUGGAACAUCAUCACCCUCAGUUUGUUGGUUUUGUUUCCAACUGUUAAUAAAGCAUUGAAAAUACUGCC